AUGGCUUCUUCAAGAAAAUGGGCAACCACCAUAUCCUUCAUUGCUUCCUCUAUCUAUUUCACUGUCAUCAUCAUUCAGAUUCCUCUUUUCAGUGUCCCCUGUAGAUCUGGAACAUGUACAUCACCAGUAGCAGUCACAGCCCCUCAGCUAAUGGCAUGUGAUCUGAUUCCUACUGUUGCAAUAAAGGCUCUAGUCUACCCUGGUGCUGUUGCAAAGGCAUUGGUGAAAAAUGAAGCAAUCCCAAGCUUUAGUAACUUGAAGUUACAUGACCCCUCUGCUGUAACGGCUGCUGAUGCAAUUGCUGAUCUGCAGCGCCUGGAGGUUCUCGUUGGAAGCUACCUAUCAGUAGCUGGAGCAUUCUGGGGACUUUUAAAACCAUGGAGAGUGAGCUUCUAUGGAGUGCUUCUUAUCCUAUGGGGCCUUGUUAAGGAAAUUAUGUUGAGGAAAUCAGCUGGUCCAAAUCUUGUAUACAUCCACCCGGCAAUGUCUAUUGCCAUCUGUUCUGCCUUGUUUUCCAUAGCUAAGGAUGUAAGGAGAAUAAUUCGAAGUUUCAGAGGUCUUCAGAUUGUAAAAGAGAAACGUUCAUGAGUACAUGGCGUCUUCAGAAAUCAUCAGUGUU
Messenger RNA from Argentina anserina (silverweed cinquefoil), 619 nucleotides. RefSeq lists its product as uncharacterized. NCBI's taxonomy places the organism in Eukaryota, Viridiplantae, Streptophyta, Magnoliopsida, Rosales, Rosaceae. The transcript is spliced from 3 exons. The coding region runs from base 1 to 588 and encodes 195 amino acids. The record is from RefSeq and is a predicted model, not a curated record.